AUUUCCAUUUACAAUAAUACUUUUUUAUUUACAAACCCAUUUACAAAUUCUAAUUUACAAUAAUUAAAUACAAAGAAAAUGCAUCGCGGAAACACUUUAUGAAUGCUACGUGCCAAAUUUUUGUCGUGUGAUCGGAAAAAAAAUGUCUAAAGCUAUUUUUGUCGUGUUUUUUUGUAGUUUUACUGUAUGUUACGCGAAUCCUGACGCGAAGAGGCUAUAUGAUGAUUUAUUGAGUAACUACAAUAGACUGAUUCGGCCUGUUGAUAAGAAUAACAACACCGUACUAGUGAAGCUUGGGCUACGUCUGUCCCAGUUGAUUGAUCUGAAUUUGAAAGAUCAGAUAUUAACGACUAACGUAUGGUUGGAGCACGAAUGGGAAGACCAUAAGUUCAAAUGGGAUCCCUUGGAGUAUGGUGGUGUAAGGGAGCUCUAUGUGCCAUCUGAACAUAUCUGGCUGCCAGAUAUAGUGCUUUAUAACAAUGCCGAUGGUGAGUAUGUUGUGACGACUAUGACGAAGGCUGUGCUGCACCACAAUGGAAAAGUGCUUUGGACUCCACCGGCCAUCUUCAAGUCCUCCUGCGAGAUCGACGUUCGAUACUUCCCGUUCGAUCAACAGACUUGUUUCUUGAAAUUCGGAUCUUGGAGCUAUGAUGGUGAUCAGAUCGACUUAAAACAUAUCAACCAAAAAAAGGGGGACAUGGUCGAAGUUGGUAUAGACCUUCGCGAGUACUACCCGUCGGUGGAAUGGGAUAUUCUCGGAGUACCGGCUGAAAGACACGAGAGGUAUUACCCCUGCUGUCAGGAGCCGUAUCCAGAUAUCUUCUUUAACAUCACACUACGUAGGAAAACCUUAUUCUAUACUGUCAACCUAAUCGUACCGUGUGUGGGGAUUUCGUAUCUGUCAGUUUUAGUAUUUUACCUUCCCGCUGAUUCCGGUGAAAAGAUAGCCCUCAGCAUUUCCAUUCUUCUCUCACAAACUAUGUUUUUUCUGCUCAUUUCCGAAAUUAUUCCCUCGACUUCUCUAGCUUUACCUUUAUUAGGAAAAUAUUUGCUGUUCACCAUGUUGCUCGUUGGUUUAUCUGUUGUUAUAACUAUAAUAAUACUGAAUGUACAUUAUCGAAAGCCUAGUACCCACAAAAUGGCUCCAUGGGUCAGAAAGUUCUUUAUAACAAAACUUCCAAAGUUGCUGCUGAUGAGAGUGCCGAAAGAUUUGUUGAGAGAUUUGGCCGCGCAGAAGAUUGCCGGUAGGAGUAUGAAGAACAAGAACAAAUUCAAAGAUGCACUAGCAGCUGCCGAUCAGACUCAUUCUAAUGCUUCAAGUCCGGACUCGCUCAGACAUCACAUGCCUGGAGGAUGUAAUGGACUGCAUACUACAACAGCGACAAACAGAUUUAGCGGUCUCGUUGGAGCAUUAGGAAGCCUCGGUGCUGGAUAUAAUGGUCUACCUUCCGUGAUGUCAGGCCUCGAUGAUUCCUUGAGCGAUGUGGUUCCGAGGAAGAAGUAUCCGUUUGAAUUAGAGAAAGCUAUCCACAACGUCAUGUUUAUACAACAUCACAUGCAACGCCAAGACGAAUUUAAUGCGGAAGAUCAAGACUGGGGAUUUGUGGCUAUGGUCUUGGAUCGUCUGUUCCUGUGGAUCUUCACCAUAGCUUCCAUAGUUGGUACUUUCGCAAUCCUAUGCGAAGCCCCGUCUUUGUACGACGACACGAAACCGAUUGACAUGAUGCUGUCUUCUGUAGCCCAGCAGCAGUACCUACCUGUCGACAGUGGGGAUUCAUAAGACCUUUUUUUUUCUAAAUUCCCUAAAUGUCUUUAAUAAUUCACAUUCAAUAGAUUACAAAUGUGUUUGUUUUUGGUACCUUAAGUAAUUCGAUAUUUAAGAUUCCAAAAUAUGCAUUAAAAAGCAACUGUUGCAUAGAUCAUGAAAGUAUUUUACGGGAGUAAAAAAAGUGCCGAGUCUUAUAGCAUAAGACAAACCUCGGUUCAUUGGAAAGCAUGGAAAGAUGUAAAAGUCUUUAGCUUUAAGGCGAAUAUUGACUCUGGCACUUUCGUAUUAUUUUGGUGUUGUUUUCUUAGUAGUGAGUUACCACUACAAAAAAAAACCGAAAUAACAAAAAACACAACAAUAACAAAACGUGAUAAAUUGCCAAAUAAAUUCUUCCAAGUUGCCAAGUCUUCAAGUAAAUAAUUAGCUGAUCGGUUAUUUUCUGUUAAUUUAUGAAAAUUCUUUUAAAACAAGAGUUUUUAUACAAAUUAAAUAACAGUAGACGAAGAGUUAUUGAAGGAAUAUUUUAGUGAAGCGAAUUCUGUAUUUAUUGAAACGAUUCGUGGGCAAUCUAUCCCAUCUAUAGACAUAGUUUGAUUACAUAAACCUUUUCUGCAGUGCCAACAAUAAAAUUAUAAAGCUUCAACUCAAUUGGAUAAGUGACGUCCGAAUAUAUUUUAUUGUACUAAUUGGAUGGACGGAUAAUUGGUCAAUGUUUACCAGAAGUAUUACAGUCGAUUUCAUGUCUCAAUCUGGGUUCUCUCUGAGUUAUCAUCUCAGAAAACAGAUUUUCGAAACAAUCAGUGUAAUGUAUUGUUUUUCUUUAAACUUAAGUUACAAAAAGCAAUUAUAUUUCAUAAAAUACCUACUUGUUACUUAAUUAAUAUUCAAAUUUGAAUGUACGUGGCUAUUGAUAGUUAUUAAUCAAAACUGGCUGUGGUAGUGUAGGAUUAUUGAACAUUUGAUUAAUAACUUAGAACUUAUUGUAAUUAGGAUUUAAUUAUUAAUAAUAAUAAAAAUAAUCACUGGUCAAUAUUUGACCGCGAAUGAUGUACGUUUUAAAAAUAUAAAAGAAAAUAUGUUCAUAGAAUUUUGCGAAUUAUAGUAGGAAAUAACUGCCCUAUACUGUUGUUAAAUAGUUCAUCUUAUACCCGUACUUUAAGACGUGAACUCGAAACUUCCUCGAACUCUACUCAAUCGAGAAUACCUUUACGCCCUCUCCGAUAAAUCGUCACUUAUCUAGUGCUGGAAGCCUCUUCUAACUUAACUCACUGGACCCGAUUUUCCGCCCUACUCAUAUGGUAAUCAGUAAGCUUUGAUUUUUCAGCCACCGGCCCCUAACCUGCUACUCUAUUGAGUCUCCAGCUAAUCGGUAUACAUAAGAUACGACUCGAUGAUAGGCAGUCAGCGUAGCUCAAGGACAUUGGCCAUGACAUUGCCUACUGCCCCGAAUUCUUUCAAGUCCCGUUUCAUUGUCUUUCUCGUCGUAUCACUGAAGAAGCACCGUAGAUGUCAAUUCAUUUAAGACCCCGUUGACUGAAGCCAAGGAUCGGGGUAAAGUCUUAAAGUAUCGCAGUUAGAAAUACAAUCGCUCGGACUAUUACUUUCUCUCUCAUUACACAAACUUUAAAAUAUCUCUUCAGAGCGUGUCCUGAUUUAUUUCUCAAACGCAAAUUUCUCGCAAUAGAAUUAAUUCUCGAAUAAUGUUUUGAUUUUAUGAAAGUUAAAUUGCUCUUUUCCAGACAUCUCUCACGUCACAAUGUCUCUUUUACAUCUGUAGGUACAUUUAAAGAGUGGCCUGUACUAGGUUUAGAUCACCAAACAAUGACCAAAGAUAUGGUAGCGUUGUUACACUGUGGAGCACAAAUUCAAACAUGCGCUUUUGAACCUGUACCGGUCAAAAAUCUAUAAUAUUCUUAGGGCGAUUCAGAUAUUGCCAUAUUUUUUUAUAUAUGGCAAAAACCCUACUCUUACCUCUUAAUACGUGUUCACAA
Molecule: messenger RNA, 3759 nt
Organism: Bombyx mandarina (wild silkworm)
Lineage: Eukaryota; Metazoa; Arthropoda; Insecta; Lepidoptera; Bombycidae
Gene: nAChRalpha2
Product: nicotinic acetylcholine receptor alpha2
Biological process (GO): monoatomic ion transmembrane transport
Cellular component (GO): postsynaptic membrane
Molecular function (GO): acetylcholine-gated monoatomic cation-selective channel activity; transmembrane signaling receptor activity
Source: RefSeq, a predicted model, not a curated record